UAAAAAGUAAAACCCCCGACUAAUAUCAUAAUUAGGGUCGGACGAGUCUCUUUCCCGGUUUCUAUUCAGUUUUUCCCACACCUAGUUAGGCCGUUAGGCGGGCGAUUUGAGAACCCUGGAAUAAGAAUAGAAACGGCGUUGAGGAAGAGGGCAGAUGGCAAGUCAGCUGAAAAACCCUAAAUAUCAUCCGAAGCUUAACCCCAACUGGGCUGAGCUAUGUCAAAAACUCAAUAUCAACGGCUCAAAGAAACAGCUCAUAAAGCCUUUGCGAGAAUCAGAAACCCCGAGUACCAUCUUGGGGAAGAGAAAAGAGAGGCAUAAUGUGCUAGCGAGUGAUUCGCAGACCAACCCUUUGGAUCCUACCUCGUCUGAUUUCAGUGUUACUAAUGUGAUAGCCAUGGAUUGCGAAAUGGUUGGUGUCAGCUCUCUUGGACACAAGAGCGCACUUGGGCGAGUCACAUUGAUAAACAGAUGGGGAAAUGUUAUAUAUGAUGAAUAUGUCCGGCCAAUGGAAUAUGUUGUUGAUUUCCGCACCAAAAUAAGUGGAAUCAGACCUCACCACUUGAAGAGAGCAAAGAAUUUCAAUGCCGUUCAGAAGAAAGUUGCUGAGCUGACUAAAGGAAGAAUUCUUGUUGGCCAUGCUCUGCACAAUGAUCUGAAAGCUUUGCUGUUAAGUCACCCAAAGAAUGACGUGCGUGAUACUUCCGAGUACCAACCUUUCCUAAAAGAAGGACGUAGUCGUGCACUUAGGAGUCUUGCAGCCGAAGUUCUAGGAGCAGAUAUACAAAAUGGAGAGCAUUGCCCGGUGGAAGAUGCACGUGCUGCUAUGUUGCUUUACUUAAAACACAGGAGGGAGUGGGAAAAGCAUGUCAAGAGGAUGAAGAAAAAACGGGGAAUCCGGAAGCCGAAGAAGAAGAAGCUGACGAGAGGUGCAGUCGUAGGUGAAGAAGAUCAACUUGCACCUGGAUAAUGGCUCCAGAGGCAUGAACUGCCAUUUUUUUUGUUUUCCUCAUAAAGAAAAAGGUUUCUCUGCUCAAACAGGUGAGGAAAUGAAUGAAUCUCUGUUCAAUAUAAAAGAAGAAACAGAGUAUUGUGCCUGCUCUUCUUCUUUCAAUGUCCUGAACCAGUCAUCAAUUUCCAGAGUUCACUGUCUCGGGUGGCGGAUGGCUUCAUUUGUUUUUUUAGGCUGGAUUGUUCUUAUUUUGGCACCAGAUAUCAUUUUCCCUUGACUGUUUUCGUAUGUUGGCCAUGGAAACAUAAAUAGGCUGGAAUACCAAAUUGGUAAAAAAGAGGGCUGCUUGACAAAUUGGUAAAAAAGAGGCUCCGGUCAUAUAGCUUAUUUUAGCAGCGUACUAAAAAAUGAACAUGUACUUGAGAUGAACUGAAUUUGGGAAUUAUAUCUAA
Messenger RNA from Cuscuta europaea, 1404 nucleotides. Lineage: Eukaryota; Viridiplantae; Streptophyta; Magnoliopsida; Solanales; Convolvulaceae. The record is from the annotation of a GenBank genome assembly.